CAGAACAGGAAACAUAUGACGUACAAUAAGUUUGUUCUUUAGCGCAAACGAGAAAUAGGUCAUUCCAGUACCACAUGUAGCCUACCACCUCACUGCAGCAUGGUUUUCAUGUUCUUUGUGUUUUUACUGAUUUAUUUUUUUUAAUUUCUCGUUGGUGUUUUUAUACUUUAAAUCCUGAAUACAUCAGAGUCCUCGUCGUUUGGGGCUUUUAUUUUGAAAACCUGUAAAGUGACGGCCGGAUGUUGUUUAACCCUCCUUCUAAAUCAGGAGUAAACAGGUGGGCGUGUCUUCUGUUGUUUUUCACUUUAAAACCGUUUCUUAUAACAUCCUGAAUACCGACAUCUAUAAACUCAGCACCAAACUCCAGUCAAAAUUUGUGUGAAAAAACAAAGCCAUCAUUUAAGGACCGAACAGUGACGUCAGACCAGCUGUUUCGGUGUUUACCGGGUUGUUCGGAGCCGUUAACGUAUUCGGCACCAACCUCAUGGAAGCAGCAGCACGUAUUCAAAUGGCAUUCUGUGAUUUUUGGAGCUGACAGUGGUGGUACUCGUCCCGCCAGAUGGAUCGCUGUCAGGGUCCCUGAGUGAGCAAGUCAACCCAACCUGAAGGUUUUCAUGACGUCAUUCGAAGCCGAAUCCUUCAGAAUAUUUACAUUUCUUGAGAGACUGUGUCAAACAGCUGCGAUAACCAGGCAGUAAUUACAGGUCAUGGCCAUCUCUCAGGUGUCUCCUGGUCUGUACCUCAGCGGUCUGGACCCGGCCCUGAACCUCAGUGUCCUCUCCAGCAGGAACAUCACGCUCAUCAUCAACGCCAGUGGGCUGGAGGACGUGUCCUACCCUCAGCUGGACGGACUGCUUGUCCUCCACAUCCCUGUCCAGGAUCAACCUCACGCCCCCCUGAGACGCCACUUUGACCCCGUGGCUGAACGGAUCCACCAGAACCGGUCAGGAGGGACUCUGGUCCACUGCACCGCCGGCAGGAGCCGAUCGCCUGCUCUGAUCAUGGCCUACCUGAUGAGGUUCGAAGGUCUGAGCCUCCGUCAGGCUCAUGAAGUCCUUCUGGCUCGGCGUCCAUUCGUCCGACCCAACGCUGGUUUCUGGAGGCAGCUGAUGGACUAUGAGAGGACACUAUUCGGCAGGAACACCGUCAGGAUGGCCAGGACGACUGUCGGCGUCCUGCCUGAAGCUCUGGAGGACUCUGAGGAUGCAGCGUACUGUGUCAACGUCUGACGGCUCCUCAGAGUUCAGGAAGGAGCUGUCAGAGAAUCAGACCUUAAACAAAGUCGAUCUUCAUCUUCAUCAUCGUAAUCAAACCUACAGAUAAGUGCGUCUCUAAUUUCUGUACCUGUCCCACUUCCUGUGUGGCUCUCAGCUGUUUCCUGCUGGAGAUGCUUCAAAACACAAAUACACUUUUAUAAAAGACUCAGUCAUGAAGUCUGUUUCUU
Messenger RNA from Epinephelus moara (kelp grouper), 1444 nucleotides. Its product is annotated as dual specificity protein phosphatase 14. Lineage: Eukaryota; Metazoa; Chordata; Actinopteri; Perciformes; Serranidae. The record is from RefSeq and is a predicted model, not a curated record. Gene Ontology annotation, cellular component: cytoplasm. The transcript is spliced from 3 exons. Gene Ontology annotation, molecular function: MAP kinase tyrosine/serine/threonine phosphatase activity. Gene Ontology annotation, biological process: protein dephosphorylation. Bases 708 to 1229 code for a protein of 173 amino acids.